AAAGCCCGCCUUUCUCUACAAAUAAAGGUCCUAGCCGCCGUGUCAACAGGCGGAGCUAAGUUCAACGUGGUUCAUACUCCCACGGCUUCUUGGAAAGUGAAGCCCCACGUAGCAAGAAGAUGACCCGAAGUUGCUCUGCAGUGGGCUGCAGCACCCGCGACACCGUGCUGAGCAGGGAGCUCGGCCUCUCCUUUCACCAAUUUCCAACUGAUACCAUACAGCGCUCAAAAUGGAUCAGGGCUGUUAAUCGUGUGGACCCCAGAAGCAAAAAGAUUUGGAUCCCAGGACCAGGUGCUAUACUGUGUUCUAAGCAUUUUCAAGAAAGUGACUUUGAGUCAUAUGGCAUAAGAAGAAAGUUGAAGAAAGGAGCUGUGCCUUCUAUUUCUCUAUACAAGGUUCCUCAAGCUGCACACCUUAAAGGUAAAGCAAAACAGAAAAUUCUCAGACAGCCACUUCCAGAUGAUUCUGAAGAAGUUACUACUGAGGACCAUAACUAUAGCUUAAGGAGACCAUUGACAGUAGGUGCAGAGAAACUGGCUGAAGUACAACAAAUGUUACAAGUGUCCAAAAAGAGACUUAUUUCUGUCAAAAACUAUAGGAUGAUAAAGAAGAGAAAGGGCUUGCAGUUAAUUGAUGCACUUGUAGAAGAGAAACUGCUUUCUGAAGAAACAGAGUGUCUGCUGCGAGCACAGUUUUCAGAUUUCAAGUGGGAGUUGUAUAACUGGAAAGAAACAGCCGAGUACUCCUCAGAAAUGAAACAGUUUGCAUGCACCCUCUAUUUGUGCAGUAGCAAAGUCUAUGAUUAUGUCAGAAAGAUUCUUAAGCUACCUCAUUCUUCCAUCCUCAGAACGUGGUUAUCCAAGUGCAAACCCAGUCCAGGUUUCAACAGUAACGUUUUUGCUUUUCUUCAACAAAGAGUAGAGAAUGGAGACCAGCUAUAUCAGUAUUGCUCACUGAUUAUAAAGGGUGUAUCUGUCAAGCAGCAACUUCAGUGGGAUCCCAGCAGUCAUCAUUUACAAGGAUUUAUGGACUUUGGUCUUGGCAAACUGGAUGCUGAUGAAACACCACUUGCCUCAGAAACUAUUUUGUUGCUGGCAGUGGGUAUUUUUGGUCAUUGGAGAACACCUCUUGGUUAUUUUUUUGUAAACAGGGCAUCUGGAUAUUUGCAAGCUCAGCUGCUUCGUCUGACUAUCGGCAAACUGAGUGACAUAGGCAUCACAGUGCUGGCUGUUACAUCUGAUGCAACAGCUCACAGUGUGGAAAUGGCAAAAGCCUUAGGGAUAUGUAUUGAUGGAGACAACAUGAAGUGUACAUUUCAGCAUCCUUCAUCUUCUAGUCAACAGAUUGCAUACUUUUUUGAUUCUUGCCACUUGCUUAGAUUAAUAAGAAACGCAUUUCAGUAUUUUCAGAGCAUUAAGUUUAUUAAUGGCACAGCACGUUGGCAGCAUCUUGUGGAUUUAGUAGCACUAGAGGAAAUGGAAUUAUCAAGUAUGAAAAGAAUCCCAAGUAAACUUCCAAACUUGAAAAAUCAUGUACUGAAAAUGAAUUGUGCUGCCCAAAUCUUCAGUGAAAGUGUAGCCAGUGCGCUAGAAUGUUUGCGGUCCAUACGCCUACCUCCUUUUCAAAGCUGUAUCGGUACCAUCAAUUUUAUACGCUUAAUUAACAAUCUGUUUGAUGUCUUUAAUAGUAGAAACUGUUAUGGAAAGGGACUUAAGGGGCCGCUAUUGUCUGAAAGUUAUAGUAAGAUAAAUCGUGUGUUGAUGGAGGCCAAGACUCUUUUUGUUACUUUAUCUGAUACUAACAAUAAUCUAAUAAUUAAAGGUAAGCGAAAAUUAGGAUUCUUGGGAUUUCUGCUCAAUGCUGAGAGUUUAAAAUGGCUUUACCAAAAUUAUGUUUUCACAAAGGUCAUGCCUUUUCCAUAUCUUCUGACUUACAAAUUCAGUCAGGAUCAUCUGGAAUUAUUUUUAAGGAUGCUUAAGCAGGUGUUAGUAACCAGUUCAAGCCCUACCUGCAUGGCAUUCCAAAAAGCUUACCAUCAUUUAGAGUCUAGAUACAGGUUUCAAGAGGAAGUUUUCCUAAGUGAAGUAAGCAUCCUUGACAUUUCAGUUGCUCGAAGGGCAGACUUGGCCCUUCGGACAGUUCAACGCCAGUAUGGUGUCAGCACCACAAAGACUCUUUUUCACAAGGAGGACAUUUGCCAAGACUGGUCACAUUGUUUACUGAGUGAGGCAUUACUAGACCUGUCAGAUCACAGGCGGAACAUCACCUAUUAUGCUGGCUACAUUGCUAAUAAAUUAUCAAGUCUUUUAACUUGUGAGGAUUGUAUCGCUGCACUGUAUGCAUCGGAUGUCAAAGCCUUUAAAAUUGGGUCCCUGUUAUGUGUGAAGAAGAAGAAUGGUUUGUAUUUUCCUUCAGAAAGUCUACGUAGGGUCCUAGACAUCUGUGAGCGAGCUGUAAGAACAUAUUCAAAAACGGCACUUUAUAAACUAGUUCCCAAAACAAGAGACUUGUAUCUUCAGCAGAAAAUAUUAUGUGAGCUUUCUGGCCAUCCUUAUCUUUUUGUAGGUUUAGAUGAGCAUCUGUUUGAUGGAGAAGUAUGUGCCGUCAACCACUAUGUAAAGUUGCUAAAGGAUAUAAUAGUUUGCUUCUUAAGUGUCAGAGCUAAAGAUGUAUCUCAGUAUCCUUUAAAACACCAUUCAGAAAGAAAUGAAAUGAAAACAUUAUCAAAGAAAUACUUAAUAUCUUUACAAGAUUACAAAUAUCCAGAUUUUAACAAAACCAAGAAAUCCAGGCAGUUGCUAAGUAAGAGUGGUUAUCCAUUCAAAUGAGAGUCCUGAAAUAUAUGAAAAUGUUUAUUAAGAGUAAGUGGUCAACAUGGGUUUAUUUUUAAAGUUCAACUUACCAUUAUUUUAUAAAUUGAUCAUUAUGUACAG
Chrysochloris asiatica (Cape golden mole) is the source of this 2933-nucleotide messenger RNA. It is a transcript of the gene THAP9, whose product is annotated as THAP domain containing 9. Lineage: Eukaryota; Metazoa; Chordata; Mammalia; Afrosoricida; Chrysochloridae. The transcript has 5 exons. The record is from RefSeq and is a predicted model, not a curated record. Bases 120 to 2828 code for a protein of 902 amino acids.